AUGCAGCAAAGCAUAGUAAUGACAUCUUCAAUGGCAGAGCUCUGUAAUGUUUCUGACAUUGCCCACAAGAAUCCGUAUGUCAUGUGUGUACAGAACUUCCAACUACCGAUUGGUAUCUUCGCUGUCUAUGCUACAUAUCAAGUGACUAAUAGUACACGAUUUCGACAGGUUUUUAAUAUUGCAUCGCCAGCUUUGAGGGUAUGUUAAUGUAAUGUUUAACUCAGAGCAGGGUAGGGUAGAGUGCUUUUUAAUAACCUAUUUUACUUUUAGGUUCUUCUAAACAUAACCAAGCUAGCUUACUUUUUUGGUGGUUUUACGACCUUUGUACUGUACUUUUACACCAUGAUACGCUACAACAUAUACAGUGGUGACUGUAGAACAGCGUGGAGUGUAGGUGAAUGUAUUGCUGUUAGAUUGCCGUCGUAUUAUUGUUUCUUCGUCGUUUCAUUGACUCAUGCUGCUUUAAUGAUAGAUCGUAUGCUAGUAACGUUCUGUCGGAAGUAUUACGAUGGUGGGAAAGGUACUGCGAUGUUAUAUGCUGCGAUUAUUGUGAGUUUAGUGGUAAAAGUUAAAAAAUAAAAAAUUUUUAGUAGAUUUUUCAAGUAAUUAUGUGCUCUUCUCAAAUCAAGAGUUUGAGGUUAGGGCUCAAAAUUACUUGAACAAAAAAGCAAAGUUUUUAAAAAAAUUUUUAAGUAAAAAAUAUUUUCAGUUUUCUUUGUCAAUCAUAUCAUCGGUGUACGUGUAUGGUCAAGAAGAGUACAGUAAAAUUAUAUUUGCUUGUAUAACAAGCUCAGCGCUUGCUAGAGAACAUUUGGUACAAGUUAUGACAACUUACUUUGUCAUUGGUAUAAUAACUGCUAUUGGCGAUGGCUUAGUUUUUGCUGUUUGCAAAAAGAGGUUUGUUAAGUAAGUAGUGUUAAGCUUACACUUUUUUUUUAUUUUUUUUUCUUUUACCCUUUUCUUUCUCUACACUUUUACCCCUUCCCCUUCUGUUUCCUAGACAUGAGCAAGCGCCGGGCCUGAGCAAAAUUAAAAACAGGCCGGGCCUGAGCAAAAUUAAAAACAGGCCGGGCCUGAAAGUUAGGCCCGGCCCGCAGGCCUGGCUUGAAAAUUGGGCUCGGGCCCGAAAAAAAAUUUAAAAAAUUUUUUUAAUUUUUUUUACAAUUUUUUAUUUUAAUCCCGGUUUAUGUUUUUCGAUUUUAUUGGGUUCUAUGAUCCAUAAAUGAUCUAAAAAAACAAUUUAAAGUCAAAUUUCCGUUUAGUUUUUAAGUUUUAAAAUUUUAAAAUUUUUUAAAACGGGCCUGGUCGGGCCUAGAAAUUUUCUGAUCAAGCCGGGCAGGGCCGGGCUUGAAAAUUGGGCACGACCCGUUGCUCAUGUCUACUGUUUCCUUCACUUUUUAAGCGUAUCUUUCCUUACAUUUUCAUCUUGCUCUGCUUUAGCUUUUGCCCUUCUCUUUGUCUAUACUUUUACUUCCUUCUUUCUCUAUACUUCUCUUCCAGUAUUCUGUACUUUUGCCUCUCCUUGUCUUUACUCUUAUACCCCCUCUCCUCUUUCUCAUUCUUUAACCCUAUCUUUCUUUACAAUUUUACCUCACUGUGUUUUCCUCUUUUCUUCUUUAUUCUGCUCCCACACUUUUUGCGUCUGUCUAUACACAAAAAAAAUAAUUACGGUAUUACCUACCAGAAUAUGUUUUAAAAAUCUUAUAAAGCAUGUUUUAGUAAGGUAGACUACUACAAUUUCUACACAUUGAACAAAUCAGUGGACAUUCGAGAAAACCGGCUGUCUAUAAAAGUCGUUCUACCUUUGUCAAUAGUACAUCUUGCAUUUACCAUGCCAAUGAUAGCUUCUUUUCCCCUUGGCUCUUUGUUUGUUUGGGUGGAUUCAACUUCAAUAUUGUUGUAUGUGGAGACCGUUAGCAUGGUAAGUUUGAUUUUUUUAAAACGAUAUUCAAAGCUCUAGUAUGACACUCACAGGAGUUGUUUUGUGACUGUGAUAUAGUUAGAUACAAUAAUUUUAAUACGAAACAAAAAAGUAGUUUAAAUAUUAAAUUUUCAGGUAAAAAACUUGUAUUUUCUACUAUCACCUAUCGUUUUGACAUGUUUUUACAUAUGUUUUGCCAAAGAUGUGACUGAUGAAUGGCUGGAUAGGAAAACAAAUCAAGCCGAAGAGCAUUUCAGACAAUUACACUCUACUUUGCAGUUGUAA
This is a messenger RNA of Bursaphelenchus okinawaensis, 2206 nucleotides long. The record is from the annotation of a GenBank genome assembly. Lineage: Eukaryota; Metazoa; Nematoda; Chromadorea; Rhabditida; Aphelenchoididae.